AUGCUUGGCAAACGUAUUGCAUCGGAGAUUGAGGCCUGCCUCACUGAGUACUACCGUCAAGAGUGCUUACGUGCCUUGUAUACCAAGAAGAACCAUCUACAAGACUGCACUUGGAUCAACAAGGACAUGAUGGCAAAGUCUACGCGCCGAUCGCGGAAAGGCGUUUCAUUCGCCUUGGUUCCUGAAAUUAUCGGUCGCGCUGAUCCUACUGUGGACCGAAGCCCUAUCGACGUGUCUCCGGUUUCCAAGCUUGAGCUUAUUUUAUUGUGCUCUGAACGCACGUUUCCUGUCCAAGCGUAA
Plasmopara halstedii is the source of this 300-nucleotide messenger RNA. RefSeq lists its product as uncharacterized. Bases 1 to 300 code for a protein of 99 amino acids. The transcript has a single exon. Lineage: Eukaryota; Oomycota; Peronosporomycetes; Peronosporales; Peronosporaceae. The record is from RefSeq and is a predicted model, not a curated record.